Messenger RNA from Phaeoacremonium minimum UCRPA7, 978 nucleotides. Its product is annotated as putative pyridoxal reductase protein. Lineage: Eukaryota; Fungi; Ascomycota; Sordariomycetes; Togniniales; Togniniaceae. The record is from RefSeq and is a predicted model, not a curated record. Bases 1 to 978 code for a protein of 325 amino acids. The transcript is spliced from 3 exons. Gene Ontology annotation, cellular component: cytoplasm.
AUGCCGCAAGUCAACGGACAACAAGUCGGCCCAACAGGGUUUGGACUGAUGGAGCCGCCUUCCCAAGAGCAAGCUUUCGCAGUCAUGAAAACCGCUCUCAAGAAUGGCUGCAAUUUUUGGAACGGCGGCGAGUUCUACGGCCCUCCGACUUACAAUAGCUUGGUGCUCCUAGAGCGAUACCUUGAGAAGUACCCGGAAGAUGCGGAAAAGAUCGUUAUCAGCAUAAAGGGAGCAGUCAAUCCAGAUACCCACAAGGUGGAUGGUAGCCCGGAACAGAUUCGCCGAAGUAUGGACUCGAAUCUUAAGCAACUGAAUGGCCGCAAGAAACUGGAUCUUUUUGAGUGUGCUCGACGCGACCCAGAUACGCCACUUGAGGUUACUUUUGGGACAUUGCAGAGAGAGUACAUCGACACAGGUAAAUUGGGCGGCAUUAUGCUCACCGAGGUUUCUGCAGCCACAAUCCAUGAAGCCGUGAAGGUCGCAAAAAUUGCCGCUGUGGAGGUCGAGCUGAGCCUCUUUACAACGGACGUUCUUCAUAAUGGUAUCGCAGCUGCCUGUGCACAGCAUGACAUACCUUUAGUUGCUUACUCACCAAUUGGACGAGGUAUUCUGACUGGCAGGUAUAAAUCCGUUGCCGACCUUGGAGAAGGUGACUUGCGCGUGGCUAUGGGUUUCCCCCGAUUCCAGCCGGAGAACUUCGAAGCGAACCUCAAGCUAGUCGAGAAGGUAGAACAACUAGCCAAGAACAAGGGAUGUACCCCGGCACAGCUGGCCAUUAACUGGGUGAAGAGCUUGUCAAAAAGGCCUGGCAUGCCGCUGAUCAUCCCAAUCCCCGGAGCCUCAACAGUAGAGCGCGUCAAUGAGAAUUCAGUGGAGGUCGACCUGAGCGAAGAGGACCUCGCUGAGAUUGAUGCCAUCUUGGCAACCUUUCAGACGGUAGGAAGUCGCUACCCAGCUGGUUCUCCCAUCGACACCUGA